Oldenlandia corymbosa var. corymbosa is the source of this 1441-nucleotide messenger RNA. The record is from the annotation of a GenBank genome assembly. Lineage: Eukaryota; Viridiplantae; Streptophyta; Magnoliopsida; Gentianales; Rubiaceae.
AAAACAAUGGGACACACAAAAAUCCAAUACUAAAAAGGAGAAUUUCAUUUGUCAAAAGUAAUUGUUUCACAUCAUAUAUAAAAAGGAGAAGUAGCUGUGUAGCAAAAACAAUACUUUAUUACUGUUGAGAGAACCUUUAGACUUGAAGAGCCUUUCUUCUUUUCCUCUCUCUCUCUCUCUCUCUCUCUCUCUCUCUUUUUAACUUGGUUUUCUUGGGAUUGAUUGGCUAAUGAUUAAGGUCCAGUUCUUUAUUUAGUUUUUCUUAUGUUCCCACUUGACUUCUGUCCACUCUUUAGAAAGCCAGUUUUUUUUUUUUUUUCCAUGUUGUUAUAGUGUUUGAGGGCCUGAUUCUUUUGGCGUUCAUGUAAAACACUGAAUAUGUGCACAUAGUCACACACUAUAUUCUCUGAGGAUUCCCGAACUCAAAUUACAUUUCUUGGAAGAAUCAAAGGGGAAAAAGGGCUCUUUCAAUUCUAUCUCUCGAGAAAGGUUUUCACUCAUUUAGGUUAUGAACAGGCCCAUGUACGUGGAUUCUCCAGAUAAGAACAUGAAGGACAGCAUGGGAUACAGCAAUGAUUUUCAGGCAAUGCUGGAUGGUUUAGAUGAUGAAGACGGAAUUGAAGUAAUCAACUGCAGUGGCAAAAAAAGGAGAUUGAGCAUUGAUCAAGUUCAGGCACUGGAGAGAAUAUUUGAAGUUGAUAACAAACUUGACCCUGAAAGGAAGAUCAAAUUGGCACAAGAAUUAGGCCUCCAGCCAAGACAAGUUGCGAUUUGGUUCCAAAAUCGUCGUGCCCGUUGGAAAACUAAGCAAUUGGAAAGAGAUUAUCAUCUGCUCAAGGCCAAUUAUGAAGCUCUUCAACUCAGUUACAGCAAAGUUGAACAAGAGAAACAAGGCCUAGUCGCAGAGUUGAAGGAUUUGAAAGAGAAAUUGGGAGAGGAGAAUGCAGAGACAAAACAGAGUUCUCCAAACCUCGUAACAGAAGGACUAAUGUACGAGAAUCAUCAUCAUCAUGAAGUUUACAGAAACACAAACUUAUGUGCAUCGGAGAAAAACAACAAUGUUGGGAAGAUUGAUUUCAAAGAAGGGUUUUCAGAUAGUGAUUCAAGUGGAGGAGUGUUAAAUGAAGAUCGCAAUGGUGGAAAUAAUCUGAACGUGCAGCUGAUUUCUUCUUAUCCGAUGACAUAUAAUAAUAGUACUAAUAAUGGCGGAUUAGAUCACUCUGCUGCAUUCUCUUUAUCUGUUUCUGCACCUCCAGUUUAUCAUCCCCAUUUGCUGGAUUCAAGAGAUGGAAUGGUGAAGGAUUACCAUCAUCACCAGCAGUAUGUGAAAAUGGACGAACCAAAUCAGUUUUCAGUGGAUCAUGUCGACUCCUCAUGCAAUUUCUUUUCAGUUGAUCAAGCACCGGUUUUCUGGUAUUGUUCUGAUCCAAGAAACCAAUAA